Messenger RNA from Caenorhabditis bovis, 1998 nucleotides. The record is from the annotation of a GenBank genome assembly. Lineage: Eukaryota; Metazoa; Nematoda; Chromadorea; Rhabditida; Rhabditidae.
AUGAAUGCUGGACGCAACAAAAGCGCCAGAGGUCGUAGAAGAAAACCAGUACAAGCCUCUGAUGGAAACUUCUUCGAAAGAAUUACAGCAUCAAGUGAUGCGGACACCGCGAAAGAUGAUGAAUUGUAUACCAUCAAGAAUUUGAGCUGCAACGGAGAUCGCAAAAAGAUAGAGGCGUUGUAUGUUGAAGCGCUUUACACAAUAACUCAUAAGCUGGGGCAAGGUGAUGCCGAGGAAAGUCAAGAAAGCUUGUACAAGUAUGUGAGGAAUGCCUUUCAAGGCGAUAGUAAUUUACAUGCAGCUUUAAUGGAAAAGGCUAAACAGAGCAAGCCCCCUGUGGUUCUUUUAAAUGUUCUUCUUCUCGAAGCAAAAGAUUUGAUUGCCAAAGAUGUGAAUGGAUUCAGUGACCCGUUCGCUAUGAUGGGAGUUGUUCCAGGGCGCAGAGAGAAUUCCCAAGUAGUUGAAGCAAACCCAGUUGAGGAAGAACAAGAAAAAGAAGUGAAAUCACCAAGACUUCCAUCGCAUAAUAAAAAAGAUGGACUUAUGCACCGUUUUGGGGGCUCGUUUAGAAGAAAGGUUGGACCAAAGAAGGGAAAGAAUGCUGACACCGGCACGAUCCCGGCAAAAAUCAUAAAAGCAAGUUCCGUGCAGAAGAAAACUUUGAACCCAAAAUGGAAUGAAAAAUUUCAAUUUAUGGUAGAAGAUGUGCAACGAGAUCAAUUCCACAUGGAUAUUUGGGAUCACGAUGACGAAGAACAAUCUGUUCUUGACGCUGUAACCUCCCUCAACCAAAUUUCCGGCGGACUAAAAGGGCUUGGACGAUAUUUCAAAGAGGUUACUCAAAGCGCCAGAGCAGAUUCCGAUGAAUGUACUGAUGAUUUUUUGGGGUGUAUUAAUAUUAAACUCAAUGAAAUUCCUCCAGAUGGAAUUGAGCAAUAUUUCACACUCCAGCCAAGAUCGGAGAAAAGUAAAGUCAGCGGACAAGUUAAAUUGAAAUUGUGGCUUUCCACAAAAGAGGAAUGUCGAGCCGGCGAGGAAGAUGAAUUACUUGACGUUAAGGAGCACAUCGAAUUGCUCCGUCAAUUCGCGUUGUACGAAAUUCGUCAAUCCGGACAACCGGUCCGUUUUUGGGACGGAGUUUACCCUGAAAGGGCAAUGCUUAUUUUGCGCCAACAUGCCAUUCAAGGAGAUCUUACCGAUGUUCAUACCGCCAUGUGUCGAUGGCUUGCAUUUCACAGCAUGAUUCCAAUUGAUAUUUCGUUUUCUUUAUUGGCGAGAACUUUGCAAAAUGUAAUUGAGAAAUGGCAACCUCUUACAUUGGAUAAGGAAGAAGAAGACAUGUUAACUGACUCGUUCUCGUCAUUUGACACGUAUUGCAAACGCGUGAUGAUCGACCACCGCGAGAAGUUUGCCACCAAUAAGGGAAAUAGCGGGGAAGAAUUUGCGAGUCUAAUCAAAUGCAUGAAAGCACUACGUGACUCACCGUUCUAUCAAAAGUACCUUCCUUACAAGCGUCCGUUUCAUGCUCAUAUCGAGUCGCUUGUUGUGAAAAGCGCUGAAGAUUUUAUCGACCGUACUAUUGAAGAAGUUCAAGACGAAGAUCCAUGCAAAGAGCUUUUGCGGCUUUUGAACAUCAUUAACUCUCAAUGUGCCCGAUUUCUUCAUUACGCUGCAAUUAUUCGGGAAGUUGCUAGAAUUGACUAUUCGCAACUUACAUUGAGCACUUUUGACAGAAUUCUGACUGAAUAUCUAACAUCUGAAAUGAUGAGCGAACGCAAGAUGGAUUUGAAAUCGCAGAUGAGAGUCUCUGCAAAUCAGGAACCACCAAAUGAGGAUGAUCUAAUUGAUCUUGUUCGUAUUCAUAUGGCAUUUGUAGAGCUCAGAAACUAUAGAUUGGCAAAUAGAGUUCGUGUCAAAGAUGAAACUGAAUGGUAUGUUAUUUUCAAUAAAGCAACCAAGAAGUUCUUGGAAUUGCCAAUUGGAUAUGCCGGUGAGUGA